This is a messenger RNA of Lymnaea stagnalis (great pond snail), 2155 nucleotides long. The record is from the annotation of a GenBank genome assembly. Lineage: Eukaryota; Metazoa; Mollusca; Gastropoda; Lymnaeidae.
GUUUGAGUGUUUCGUGAGCCACCAGGUCCCCAGUCCAAUCGCACAGUCACAACUUUAUAAUGAAGCUGUGCUUCAGGUUCAUCCUUGCGGUUGCUUUCCUUUGUUUAAUCUUCGCCAAACCAUGGAGAAGGGGCUCCGUCAACAGGGAUAACGGACACAGGAGAGAUGUUGAUGCGAAAACAGGUUUCGGACGGCACGAGCAGGAGCGUCCCCCAUCGAAGGGAUGGCGGUCGUUCGUGGCCGACCAGGGCGUACCUCAACCACCGCAGAGUAAACGGCUGACCGCCCGGGACGUGGAGCUGUCAGUGGAAUCAGUCGUGAGCUCGCCCUCCGGAGAACUGUCAGUAUCGGUCGUUCUGGACUCGCCACCCGCAGAGCUGACCAUAGCGUCGAGGUGGAACGACGCGCCGGCCGAAGAACUGUCGAGCGUGCCGGAUCUCGGCUCGCCGUCUUCAGAAAUGUCAGCGGUAUCAUCGGUGACAGAGCUUCAAGAUGAACUGUCACCUGCCACCAGCGCUGGAAGUGGAACCACGCCGACGGAAGCCCCUAACGCAUGUCAGGUGAGUGCUUUAAGUUUUACAUUUCGAACCCUCUGCUUCACACACAACUCGCGCACGUUGGGCUAUGAACACAUACAUGUCAAACCCACGCUUUCACAUAAAAAUUGAAAGUUGGGGUUAUUAAGAGAUCAUAAAUUAACGAUUUUUUUUUUUUGAGCCAAAGCCCAGUGAUAAAGGGCCGAGUGAAUAUCUUCAAAGCAAUUAUUGUGUAAAUAUUCCCGCCCCACCCCCUUUUUUAUAUUAUUCAUUCCCGUAUCUGAGGUUUGGGAUCAAAGAACGAUCACUCAAAUAUACAUUUUUAGUUUAAGCAAUCAUUUCCCUUUGUGGACAGACCAGCAGAAUUGAGAGCAAAUAUCAGUUGGAUGCACGCCGCCUUUGUGAGAAUACAACUAAAUACAUUUGCCUUCCAAAUUACAGCUGUGUAUAGACCUAACGGCUUUAGUAACAGUUUGGUCCCGGAUGGAGGACUGAGGCCAGCGGGUUCAUCCUUAGAUAUGCCACGUGCUCUCUAAGCCACUGCUUGAUUCAUCAGUGGAUCCAACAGUGUGUCCAUAUCAAAAUCCACAAAUUUGAUCCACUGCUAAUAUGUCCACCUUUAGGUCCACCGCUAAACACAAUACCAGCUCCAUUACCGCAUUAAACAAUUAAUUCCCUACUUGCCUACUUGAUCCAACACUUUAUCCACUGCUAGAUCCACGUAUAAAUCCACCACAAGACCCCUACCUAUAGAUCCACCACUAGAUCCACUACUUGAUUCACGAUUAGAUCCACAUAUAAAUUCAUCACAAGAUCCAUGCCUAUAGAUCCACCACUAGAUCCACUACUAGACCCACUCACUUAUAAGGCUGCUUGAUCCACUACGAGACAGCCCCCCCCCCGACUAGAUCCACAUAUGAAGUCACCACUAGAGCCACCGCCCACUUUUAUCCAUGGAAUCAUAUCCAAUCGAUCCACCUCUUCUCCCACGCCCAGGGUCUCACCAAACCCCAGGAAGGACCGUGCCUGAAAUGUCGGUGCGUCAGUGACACUGCCCAGCCCAAGUACGAGUGCACCGUCACGGAAUGCAUGAGGGGUCAGUGCGUGGAUGGCCACACACCGCCAGGCGAGUGUUGUCCCGUCUGUCCAAACGGUGAGUAAUCUUGAACUUAUUCACGCACCCCAUAAACAAGCAAAAAAAAAUUCUUUAAUACAGCAAAUAUAAUAAAUAUAUUUCAUAAUAAUGAAUUUAAAAAAGCAAAAAAAAAUUUCCCUUCAUUUCCAGGUCGUAACUGUGACGCCAACGGCCAAGUCAUACCGUUCGGCCCGGUGGUGGAGCUCGAUAACGGUGACCAGUGCUACUGCGCCAACGUCCAGGGCCGUUGGGGGGAGCUGGAGGCCGUCUGCCAAACUCCUCCGACGCCGCCGGACUACCCGUCGUACGACUAGCUGACCUCCUGGAAGGACGGAGGACGUACGAUGCGCACGACUGACGCACUGCAACAACUGAAGCUACUCGCGUAUACCGUGAAAUCAAAUGUGUUUUCAAUUAUUUACUUCCUGUCUCUUGUAAGAGUUCUCUAAUCCUUUUACACUUUAUCUGUCCUAUUACCUUGGGG